This is a messenger RNA of Protopterus annectens (West African lungfish), 3018 nucleotides long. RefSeq names its product leucine rich repeat containing 36 (gene LRRC36). The transcript is spliced from 11 exons. The coding region runs from base 317 to 2200 and encodes 627 amino acids. The record is from RefSeq and is a predicted model, not a curated record. NCBI's taxonomy places the organism in Eukaryota, Metazoa, Chordata, Ceratodontiformes, Protopteridae.
UGUCUACAGGAGAGUAACUUUGUAGCUGCAGUCUAACAGGGAUACUUAUAAAGUUCACUUUUUUAUUUAAAUGUCAUUUUAAACUGCCCAUUUGAUUUUGAAAUUACACUGAAUCUGAAUGCAAAUGAUUAAAAGGCAGUCAUGAUAGGUGAAGUGAGAGUAGCACUUUAAAGAUAAAUUUCACAUUUGCUGAAUGCAAUGAAACAAAUUGAAUUUAAGAGACUGUAAGAGUACUACAAUCAAACAGUCAACUUUUGGCGUAUUUUCUUUUUUGAGUAGGGAAGUGAAUGGGAUCUCAUUUACAUUUACAAAGAAAAUGCCAGGCUUCAAGUGGGAUGCAGAUUCAAAGAGUGCUUCUGAAUCAAAAAACUCUGACAGCCAGCAGAAUUUGAGGCCAAUGAAGUACUUACGCUCUCAUUUUACCAACUUAAGUAAGCAGGCAAAAGAAAAUGGAGGACACAAAAAAAGUCCAAAUACACAGCCAUCAGAAACAAGAACUACAAGAGAAGUCAAAGAUCAGAAUGAUGCAGAAGAAGACUACAGACCUCUUCCAUCUCCAACCAGAUCAUCCUUGCGAGUGCCAGGUAAAAAUUUAGGUCGAACAAAAGAUGGAUUCCGUGUUACUUUUGCUGAGAAUCAAUCUUCUGAGCCACCCCAGGAAAAGAAAACUGCAGCCAGAUCUUUAUUUACUUCUGAUAUAUACCAGCCAAGAGAUAGCACUGCAAGUGGACAGCUAGGCCAUUUUGAUCCAAGGAGCUUGCUUCCCUCAAAGCACAAUUUAUGGACUACUGCUAAAGAUUAUAGAGAUUCCCAACAUAUUUCUACCUCUACAAAAGAAGACUACCUUAAGACUUCUUCUACCAAUACUGCAUCACACAGCUUAGAUGCUAGGCCUUAUGGAGAUGUGAAAAAGACCUAUCAAUCAUCCUUUGUGGAUUUAUUGAAACAUCAGAUUGAUAAAGUUCCCACUGAAUCCAGCAUUGAAAGAUUACAGAAACUAAGUUCUGAUCUGUAUGUGACCACUCACCUGGAUGAUGAACCUCUUGUCCUGGAUAAUCAGACUUUAAAAUCUGAUAAACCGUCUACCACUUUAACAACCCACAAUCACUUUUCAUCAACUGAGGCAUUGCUUGAAAAGCCAUAUUCGUCCUCACCUUCAUCAAAUGUACCUUAUUAUUCUAUUGGAGGUGCAAGAAAUGUAUUUCUUGAAAGAGGCAAACAGUUGAUCACUGAAAAGCCUCCCAGAUCUAAACAUGAGAACCAUUCAGCAUGGACUUCUGAAGAUGUGGACAUUUUCUCUCCAAGAACAGAAAUGAAGAGAACUAGCAGCCUUACAUUGUUGCCAUCCAAAUCGUUUUAUGAACAAAAUGAGACUGAGAAAUUUUCAGGUAAAACCCUUCAGACAGAUGACCUCAGAGACCACACGAGUUGGUUAUCAGCUGUUCGUGGGUUAUUGCCAUCUUCAGACACCUCCAUUGUUCUUAGUCAGCUCCUUGACCUAGUGGAUCGCUAUUGGAAUGGAUCAAGGUCUCUUCAUCUUAACCAAAAAUUCCUAACCCCAGCACAAGAACUUCUCACUUCUCUGACAAGGUCCACAUCUUCAGAAGUUGUUACAUCAUAUCAGGUGCAAGAAGAGAAACAAAUUAAGACCCUUCCAAAUGAGGACAGGUCACUGAACAGAGAGCAGGGACCUCAUAUGGGAGACAUGCAAGACUUAAAGGAACAAUUGAUGGAUGCAAAAUAUGAUUUGGAUUGUUUGAGACUAAAGUUUGAGAAAAUAACAGAAGAAAAUAAUAUUCUGAAGUCUAAGCUACAGAAAGCAGAACUGCCUUCCAAGAACAACUCUACAAGAAAUCAAUCUGAUUUUGCAAGUCAGCAGUACCCAUCCAAUGAACAACUAUUUCUGAGGCUCGGACAGCUGAGUGAACAACUGAAACAGAGUGUUGGACUCCAAGAAACAAUCAACAUGUUAAAGGAGAGCCACAGGUCAUUGAUAUCUACAAAUGAUUAUUUACUAAUGCAGCUUAACAAAACAAGAGAAGGAAAUAAUUCUGAACUAUCAAACUCAUAUUUUGGUUCCCAAAACAAGAAUGGUUCUAUGGACCGAUGGACAACAGGAAGGAACAGCACCUCACAGCCACCAUCAUCUAGUUUUAACCAGUACAAUAAACUGGAUAAUUUAACUAACUCUCCAUUAUAGAAAAUAGGAUUCCCAAAUUAUAUAUAUUCAGAUCUCUAGCAUGUUUAUCUCUGUAAAAGAUAAAGAAAAUGAAACAAAAUGUGUACAAUGAGUUUCCUAUUCCUUUCUGCAAACUCGUACUAUAAAAUGUUUCAGUGACAAUGUUAAUAUGCAAAAAUGUUUGUGUCAGUUGCUUUAGUUUAUAGUAGUCAUAAAUUAUCAAAUGCUUUUGAUAUUAAAUAGCUUGAUUUCUUGAUACACUUACUAAAAAUAACAAUUAUGGCACUGUUACACUAUCUGUUUUUAUACAUGUGUACCAGCACUGUUUUAUAGUAAUAGCGACAUUAAAAUUGCACAUGUAGAUAGUAACCUCAAAAGAAGGAUCCAUAACUGUCAACCUUUCAUUUCCUAAGUCUGCAAUGCUACCUCUCACAAUGUGGAAGAAAUGGAUAAAAUUCGGCACAUGAACUAACUAUUUGAAGAAUGACACAGGAUGGUUAAUAACUGUUUCUUCAUAUUUUCUAAAAGUUUUUUAAUGAACUAAUAUAAUUCAAUAUUAUUUAUCAUUUAUCUGUUAUAUGUUUAAAAAAUUAAAAAUAAAUGUUAGGCAAGCUCUUUCAAGUGAAACAGCUGUGGAACAUGAUACUUUUUAAGACUCAAAAUGAAGACAUUUCCUCCUAAUAAAGUUCAUUUGAGGGGUAUAAAAAAAAUCAUAAUUAUUUUAUUUCCUGACACGUCUUUGGACUUGAAACUGUUAAAAUUAGAUUAACCUAAAAACAUUAAAGUUUAUCUGUUAAAUUUCUGUAAAGAACAGCUGCUAAUAAAGAUACACAAUUAUU